Cylindrotheca closterium is the source of this 834-nucleotide messenger RNA. The record is from the annotation of a GenBank genome assembly. NCBI's taxonomy places the organism in Eukaryota, Bacillariophyta, Bacillariophyceae, Bacillariales, Bacillariaceae.
AUGAUGGCGAUGGCGAUGGCUUCCAAGAGUUCCGACAUGAUCGAAAGUCCCUCCGAACGACACAGCGGCGACAUUUCGAGAAGAAAGAUUCUGUCGCAAUCAGUGACAGCAGGAGGUAUAUUCCUUUUCUGCCUUCCAUCCCCGGCCACAGCCCUGUCAGCAUCCGAAGCCUCCAAGGCCUAUGACUCCUAUGCCAGCAACUAUGAUUCCUUGGAUGGAGGAUCAGCAUCGACCAUGUUGGGUAUCGAUCAAGCACGAACAGACUUAUUCAAGCAAGCGAAGGGGAAGGUGCUAGAAAUUGGAGCGGGGACCGGUCUAAACUUGGGCAAGUACGAUCUUUCAAAGAUUGAAUCUCUGACAUUGCUGGAUAUUUCCCCAGGCAUGUUGUCCAUGGCCGAACAACGAUGGAAGAACAUGACGAUAGCUACAAGUAGUGAAAGCUUUAUUUCAUUUGUCCAAGCGGACGCAACCUCUGAGUUGGUCUCGAAAUUUGGAGCUCUGUCCUUUGACACUGUUGUCGAUAGCUUCUCGCUGUGUACCAUGGGUAAUGACGGAGCCGAGAAAUGCUUGAGCCAACUAUCACAGGUAGUAAAGUCUAAGGAACAAGGGGGGCAAGUAUUAUUGCUGGAGAAUAGUCGAUCGUCGAACCCCUUCCUUGCUCGAUAUCAGGAUGCCACUUCGAGCGCUGCCGCAGAGAUGGGCGGGAAGGGUUGUGUCUACAAUCAAGAUGUCGAAUUCAUGAUUCAGCAAUCCACCAAGGGAAAUCUUGUUAUUGAAUCACAGGAGCAGUAUGCUGCUGGGCUAUUUCGUGCCUUUCGUUGCACUGUAUGGUAA